This is a messenger RNA of Mercurialis annua (annual mercury), 1754 nucleotides long. RefSeq lists its product as uncharacterized. Bases 497 to 1723 code for a protein of 408 amino acids. The transcript has 3 exons. The record is from RefSeq and is a predicted model, not a curated record. NCBI's taxonomy places the organism in Eukaryota, Viridiplantae, Streptophyta, Magnoliopsida, Malpighiales, Euphorbiaceae.
UCCCUAAACCCCCUCACCUUUCAAAAGCUUCACUAAACCCCCUGACCUUUAUGGCGGCGCCAUUCACGGCCCUUCUGAAAAAAAAAACACAAAAUCGCGGCGCCGCCAACGAUUUAAUCGUUUGCAUGCGUUUUCCUCGCCACCUGUCGACCCACGUGACCUGUCCUUUGUCAGUUGCAACAGUCCCUCUCUCUGACAUGCCGGUUGACUUUUCAAAUUUUAAAAUCAAAAAAAAAAAUUAACCGCUCGGUAACUUUUAUCUCUCUUUCAUCUUCUUUCUGACAUACUCUUUCAUCCUUCUCUUCUCUUCCCUUUUUUCUUCUGAAACUCAUUCUCUUUCCUUUUUUCUUCUGAAACUCUCAUUUUCACACCGCCAUUGUCUCGUCGAUUGCCUGUUCAUCUUCCGUGCUUUCUGUGUUUUUGCAUUGUGAAGAAGAAAAAAUAACGAAGGAACAAAACAUAAAUUUAGAGUUUUUAUAGUGAAAGAAUUACAAAAAUGAGAAAGAAAGGAAAAGGAAAAUCAAAGGAAAGAGAACGAACGGGACCACCUGGAACUGCUGGAUGGGGUUUAAUGGAUGAGAGCGAUAGUGACGAAGUGGUGGAAGUGUCACCAGGUUUUGAAUUUUUUCAAAUCAACCUUCACAUUAAUGGGGCAUUGGGGGAAUGGGGUUACCAUGAUGGGGAAGUGUCCACCGGCGUUUAUUCUGUGUCUGGUAUGACUAUGAAGAAAUUAGAUAGAUGGAUGAAAAGAGAAAAAGUUGAGGGCUUAGUUGAUUAUUACUGGAAAGAAAAAGACAAGGAAUUUCAUGAUUGGAUUAGACCGAUAAAUCACGACGAUGAUGCUAUGGAAAUGGCAAGUGCUGGGAAGAGGGACGGAGAAGUGGAUGUCUAUGUUAGGAAACUGACCGUUAAAGACAUUGAGGCUUUAGUCCCUCCGCCCCCCUCGCCCCCACAUGUUGUAAUUGAGGAGAUACCAAAUCCCAAAGAUUUAGCUUAUGUGUAUCCCACUCCCGUGAAAAAAGUAAGGGGUAAACCAUUGGCUACCAAGGCUGGUGGGAGUAAACCACUGGGUACCAAGGCUGUUGGUGAAGGUCCUUCAGAAAGUGGGGGGUCAUGGAUGAGUCCAUAUGUAAGUGAAUAUGUAAGUGAAGGGGCUUCUAUGGUCCAGGGAAAUACGCAGGCUCAGGGGAAUGAAGGGGCAGAUUUUUUGGGACAAACUGACACUGGGAAUGAUGAGGUUGCUGGUGAGCGGGCAAAUGAAGAGGCAAGCGUUCAGAUGGCUGAUGAAGAUUGCCAUGAUAAGGGGGAUGGGGCUGCUGAAGAUUGCCAACUUAAUGGGGCUGAGGCUGGGGCUGUGGAUGGGGCUGAAGCUGAGGCUGGGGCUAUGGAUGGGGCUGAGGCUGAGGCUAUGGAUGGGGCUGAGGCUGAGGCUAUGGAUGUGGCUAUGGAUUUGGCUGAGGCUGAGGCUGGGGCUGCUGAAGAUUGGCAAGUGAAUGGGGUUGAGGCUGGGGCUAGUGAACAGCAUGGGCCACAAGAGGAAGAAGUUCCAAUUCAGGGGCCACAUGAGGAAGCUCAGGAUUUAGGGGCUGACGAUGGGCCGCACAUGGAUGAGGUAGAGGGGCUGCAUGAUAAGGGUCCUACUCAACAAACUCAAGAUGUGGACUUCGACAAUUUCUUCCAGACCCAACAUCAGCCCCCUUUUGAGGGUUUAUUUGAGGACUAGAACAGGGAACUACCGCAAAGGCAAAGUGAAG